Schistocerca piceifrons (Central American locust) is the source of this 1336-nucleotide messenger RNA. Its product is annotated as serine/threonine-protein phosphatase 6 regulatory ankyrin repeat subunit A-like. NCBI's taxonomy places the organism in Eukaryota, Metazoa, Arthropoda, Insecta, Orthoptera, Acrididae. The coding region runs from base 89 to 1291 and encodes 400 amino acids. Gene Ontology annotation, biological process: positive regulation of transcription by RNA polymerase II. Gene Ontology annotation, molecular function: protein binding; transcription cis-regulatory region binding. Gene Ontology annotation, cellular component: nucleus. The record is from RefSeq and is a predicted model, not a curated record. The transcript has 7 exons.
CGCCCCGCUGCACGACGCCGCCGCCAAGGGCUGCGCGCCGCUGCUGCGCUGCCUCCUCACCAGGGGGCAUGGAGUGACGCCGGAGACAAUGGUGUUCCCAAACAAGAAGGGCCAGACGGCGCUGCACGUGGCAGCGGCCAGCAACCGCACGGAGGCGCUGCAGGCGCUGCUGGAGCUGGGGGCGGACCCUGAGGCCGCAGCCCACCCACCGGACAAGACGGGAGCCACGCCGCUGCACAUCGCUGCCAGACACGGGUUCGUGAAGGAGGUGCGGCUGCUGCUGGCCUUUGGCGCCUCGCCCGGCGUCAGGGACCGUGCUGGACGGACCCCGCUGCACUACGCCACCACAGGCCAGUGCGUCGACGAGCUGGUGAAGGCGGGCGCCGACCCCAACCAGCCAUCCGAUGACGGGCUCACGCCGCUGUCUCUCGCCGUCGCCAACGCCUGCACCCCUAACUUGGUGGCGGCGCUGGUGCACCACGGCGCUGACGUCACGGCCGCUGAUAGCGACGGCAACACCGCCGUCUACGUGGCGGCGAGCGCUGGAAGCACUCGCGCGGUCGCCAUAAUGAUGAAGAACAACAAGAAAGCCGCCGAAGAUGCGCUGUGGCGCGCCGUGGAGCGGUGUGACGCGCAGGCGGCGCGGACGCUGGUGGAGGCGGGCGACCUGCUGGAGGACGACUCGGAGCGGCUGCGGCUGCUGCACCGGGCUGCGGCCCGCGGCGACGCCAGCGUCUUGGAGGCGCUGCUGUGCUACGGCUUCCCCGCCACAGCCGCAGACGCGGCCGGCCGCACCGCCCUGCACGCCGCCGCCGCCGCAGGGAGCAGCGCGGUGUGCGAGCUGCUGCUGCAGUACGGAGCGGACGUGCGCGCGCGCGACGCGCAGGGCCGCCAACCCCUGCACGACGCGGCGAACGAGGGGACGGCGCAGGCGCUGCUGGGCGCCGCUGGGGUGGAGGCGGACGCGCGCGACAGCAGGGGCCGCACGCCUCUGCACGCCGCCUCCGCCGACGACCGCCACGACGUCGCCAGGCUGCUGGUGAGCGCUGGGUGCGACGUCGAGUCGCGGGACUGCGAGGGCAACACGCCGCUGCACGCCGCCGUCGACGCCAACCGCGUGAGGCUGGUGAGACUCCUGCUGGAGGCCGGGGCGGACCACAGGGCCAGGAACAGCCAAGGGCAGCUCCCAAUGGACUUGGCUCGCAGGCUAGGCGGCAAGGCGAGGAAGUACGAGGCAAUAUUCGAGAAGGUUGCUGCCUCAAGGAAGAGACUUGCAGAUGCUAAGAAAUGAAAAGCAAUAUAUAAGGAGUACCUAAUAAAAGAUAAUGAUAAAUCA